This is a messenger RNA of Chelonus insularis, 1909 nucleotides long. It is a transcript of the gene Ptp36E, whose product is annotated as protein tyrosine phosphatase 36E. Gene Ontology annotation, biological process: protein dephosphorylation. Gene Ontology annotation, molecular function: protein tyrosine phosphatase activity. Bases 16 to 1848 code for a protein of 610 amino acids. NCBI's taxonomy places the organism in Eukaryota, Metazoa, Arthropoda, Insecta, Hymenoptera, Braconidae. The transcript has 11 exons. The record is from RefSeq and is a predicted model, not a curated record.
GAAGAACUUGGAGACAUGGGAACAACUUUGCCUUCUGCACCAACGUCGCUUGCUCAGUAUCCAAAACUCUGUGAACUCCGUCGAAAGUUUCCUGUUCUCUAUCGUGUUGAAUUUCAGAGUGCAGCAAAGGUUGAAACCCAUUUGUGUAGGCACGCAAUGAAACCAGCUAACAGGGAGAAAAACCAGAAUCAACGUUGUAUUCCAUAUGAUUACAAUAGAGUUGUUCUAGACACAAUUGAGGGACAACCUGAUUCUGACUAUAUAAACGCUUCAUAUGUAGAUAGUUUAUUGAAGCCUAAUGCCUACAUCGUGACUCAGGGACCCAUGGAAAACACAGUAACAGAAUUUUGGCGAAUGGUAUGGCAAGAGAGAGCAUCAUGUAUUGUGAUGUUAACAAAAACAUUCGACUUUAUUAAGGUAAUGUGUGUACAAUAUUGGCCAGCAAAUAAAGACAAAGAUGAAGAGUAUGGUGGAAUAGGUGUGUCAGUAUUGAAAGAAGAAGAACUAGCAAAUUUUCAUAUACGAACGAUAAAACUAUACAAAACAGAUGAUAAAGGAGAGAUUAGUGAAGAAAGAACACUUUUACAAUUUCACUAUACAGAAUGGCAUUCGCAUACGUGUCCGUUUGGUAAUGCAGUUUUAGAAUUCCGUCGACGUGUGAGAGCUGUUGUUGGAUCCACAAUAAAAAAUGAAUCUGGUCCAAUGGUAGUUCACUGCAAUGAUGGUGGAGGUCGUUCUGGUGUUUAUCUCGCAAUAGACGCAAACAUGGAACUUGCUGAGGAAGAGGACACAUUUGAUGUCUUUGGAUAUCUUAAAAAACUGAGGCAAAGUAGACGAGGACUUAUAGAAAGUUUGGACCAAUACAAAUUUGUCUACGACACCCUCGAGGAGUUCGUAAUAUGCGGUGUCUCGUGGUUCCCAGUAUCGGAACUCUCACAACGACUGAAGCAGAAGAGCGUGAAAAAUCCAAUAACGAAGAUGAACGAGUAUCAACGGGAAUAUCAACAAAUCUGCAAGCAAACUCCUCGAUUUACGAUAGGAGAUUGUGCUGGUGGACAUCGAGCUGAUAACAGAGAAAAAAAUCGAGAUGUACUUGUUGUUCCUCCUGACAAUUUUCGGCCUUAUCUAACGAGUUUCCAAGGAAACAGUUUCACAGAUUACAUCAACGCUGUAUUUGUGGACGGAUAUACUAAACCACGAGAGUACAUAGUAACUGAAUGGCCAUUGAAGCAUACUUGUGGAGAGUUUUGGUCUUUGGUUUAUGACUAUGAAUGCUCAGCAGUGGUUGUACUUUGUGUUCCACCCGCAUCCUCCCAAAACUUCCCUAGUUUCUGGCCAGAAGGUAGACACUCCAAGAAGUACGGACCGGUCUUUACGAUAGAUCACAUAAGCCAUAAUCAUUACACUAACAUUAAAACAUGGGUUUUUAGGAUAAACAAGAAAAUCGUGUCAUUAACAGAAUUGAUGGCAGGCGUGAAAGCACCCCCUAAAACGGUUCAGUUAUUCCAGUUGACGUGUUGGCCAAUGGGUCAAGCGGUACCGACGUCGACAAAUAGUCUUGUCGAAUUGAUGAAUAUGGUAGAGAGAUGGCGUCAAAGAACAGACUAUGGACCUGUAGCUGUUGUGUCUCCUGAUGGCAGAAGUCGUUGCGGUGUGUAUUGUGCCGCAAAUGCUUGUAUUGAACAAGUCAUUCAACAUGGGGAAGUUGACAUCUUUCAAGCAGUUAAGACUGUCCGCAGGCAUCGUCCUCAAUUGGUUGAAAAUAUGACGGAGUACAAAUAUUGUUACGAUUUAGUUCUACAUUACGUGCUGCAUUAUUUAAAUAAAGACAUGAAUGAAAAGAAGUGAGAAAGCGAGUUGAGGGACGAGCUGUGGUUCAUCGAGUUCGGUCGUGGGGCUGCGUUGCCCU